Molecule: messenger RNA, 3547 nt
Organism: Penaeus monodon (black tiger shrimp)
Lineage: Eukaryota; Metazoa; Arthropoda; Malacostraca; Decapoda; Penaeidae
Product: 5'-3' exonuclease PLD3-like
Exons: 12
Coding region: 16-1674 (552 amino acids)
Molecular function (GO): catalytic activity
Source: RefSeq, a predicted model, not a curated record
AGGAGUGUGUCAGGCAUGAAGAGAAAUCUAUUGUUGAGGAUUCAAGUUUGUGCCGAUGCUGUUUGUGAUACUACAGUGCCAGAUGAAGCUGUUGAUAACAAAUUUAACAUUAAUCCACAGUUCUCUUCAGAACGGGCAACUGACCUGAAUAAAUUGACAGUGGUGGAAGGGAACGGCAAGCUUGACUUUGGAGAGUAUGAGCUUGAACUUUGGGAUCUGAGGUAUAAUUCAAUGCUUCAAGGCCACGUCAAGAAAAUGCAGGGAGGACGGAAUAACAGUAAGUCGUGGUUGUGCGAUUGGCUCAGACCCAUGUGCCUCCCAAUCACAAUCAUCGUCACGUUGUCAAUGCUGAUUGUUGUCGUUGCCAUUCUUGAUGACAACGUGACAAACAAUGAGGCCAAGCAGUUGAAUUGUAAUAAGUGCAGUUUCCAAUUGGUUGAGAGCAUCCCAGAGAACCUGACAUACACACCUGGGAGUGUGCAUUAUCCAAGCAUCUACAAUGCAUGGGUUACUCUCAUCAACAGUGCGGAAACCUCCAUUGACAUUGCAGCUUUUUAUUGGACGCUCUUGUCGGAGGAUGUUGGAAAGAAGCCUCAUCCUUCUGCGUGGGAAGGGGAGGAUGUUUUGCAUCGUCUUAAUGUCACUGGUCAGCGUCCGAAUAUAGCAGUUAGAAUAGCUCAGAAUGCACCGUCGAAAGUAUCUCCACAGCGUGAUAGUGAAAUGCUAGCCGAGGCCGGGGCAGCAGAGGUUCGAAGUGUGAAUUUCUCGCACUUAAUGGGUGCUGGCGUUCUGCAUACGAAGAUGUGGAUCGUUGACGGCAAGCAUAUUUAUCUCGGAAGUGCAAAUAUGGAUUGGCGAUCCCUGACGCAGGUCAAGGAAGUUGGUAUCUUGAUUACAAAUUGCUCAUGCUUGGCUGAAGACAUGAGCAAGAUUUUUGAGGUAUACUGGCAGUUGGGCAAGAAAGGAGCUGAGAUUCCUGCUGUUUGGCCUCGCGACUUGCAGACGGAAUUCAACAUAGAGAACCAGAUGUCCUUACCUCUCAGUGGGGCUGAAGUAAAAACUUAUCUCUCUAGUUCUCCACCACCAUUCUGCCCAAAAGGGAGGGCCAAUGACAUCGAUGCUAUUGUUGAUGUUAUAAACAAAGCAGAAAAGUUCGUGUACAUUGCAGUGAUGGAUUAUUUCCCCAGAAUGCUAUACAGCAAAGAUAAGAAGUUUUGGCCAGUUAUUGAUGACAGGUUACGUGCCGCUGCAUAUGAGAGGAAGGUGCGUGUGCGUCUCUUAGGGUCACACUGGAACCACACACGAGCUGACAUGAAGUAUUUCCUGAAGUCUUUGCAGGAUCUCACAAACACAUUCAUCGGAAUAGAUAUUGAAACCCGCUUGUUUGUAGUGCCAGCAUAUACUGAUGAACAGCGGAGCAUUCCAUUUGGCCGUGUAAAUCACAACAAAUACAUGGUGACAGAUAACACAGCCUAUAUAGGCACAUCAAACUGGAGUGCGGACUAUUUCAUAAACACUGGUGGCAUCGGGUUGGUCGUGAAUGAAACGGAUUCAACGGUGGCAAAAGGCGCUGAAGCAAAGGCAGAGGCUCCUUCCCUUCGGCAGCAGCUUCAAGCUCUGUUUGAAAGGGACUGGACCUCGGAACAUGCGAGGCCCAUCGAGGAAUUUUUUUAGUUUGGAUGCGGGAGAGAGUUUGACGAUUGUCUGAAGGUUUUAUCUGUUUUUUUUUAUUUUUUAUUAUUAUUAUUUUUUUUUUAUUGACAUUUUUAUACCCAUUAACUUGCUUGUUUUAUUUAUUUUGUAUUGGGUUUACAUAUAUAUAGAUUUAUGAAUUGGUCAUCCUAUCAGACAAUUUUAGUAAAAGGCAAUAUGAUGUGUAAAUAAAACAAGUCAAGAUAUUAAACAGGUGUUUCAUGGCUUAUGGAUAUUAUUGGAAAGUUAUUAUACAAGUUGUAAGUUAUUGAUAUUGAUAUUUCCCAUCUAUUUUAACUACUAAGUAUGGAUAAAUUGUAUUCCUUUUUUUCUAAACAAUGUGAUAAGAGAAUGUUAUUUAUCAGUUCGUAUUACUGUUUUGAUCCGUUUUUAAUGUUUAAUGAAAUCAUUUUCUGCAUAUUUGAUCAUUCACCAGAUGUCACAAAUGUCAUUUCAUAUGUUGGGCAAUAAUAUCAGCAAAAAAGUUCUGAAAAGUUAUUAGAUAUAUGUUUUGAAAAUGGUGAUUUGUUACAUAAAGCAAUUCAAUUACUUUUUCCAAAAAAUUUGAAUGGAUAAAAUGAAACCGAAGCUGAUUUAGAAUGUACCUGUAAGAUUUAGCCUAUUCAAAUUAUUCAGAUUUUUUUUUGUCUUUUUUUCAAAAUGCAUUAGGAAGAAAAUUAAAAGGUGUAGACAAAACAAACAAACAAACAAACACUGUCAAUCAACCAGUGCAUAAUAUAGUAUUUUAAAGGAAUGUGGUAUUUGUAAUAAGUAUAAAAUUGAUCUUUAAAAUAAGGAGAAGUUAUUAAGGAAUUAUCAAAGUCACUGAUUCCAAAUUUAAUAUAAAUACGCUUAACACACAACACACCGCACACCACACACCACAACCACACAUAUUUCACUAAUUUCAAGUACGUUUUGUCGUACCUGCGAGCCUGAUUUAAAUAUGCUACUGAUUUAGUUUUAAUUAAGAAUAUUAAAAAUAAAGAUGCAGUGAGCAGUGGUUAUAUCAUUUGCGAUUUACAUUAAGAAUUUUUGUGAUGGAGGAUGUAAAUAGCAUUGAUCGUGUAUUUACUUUUGUACAAUGACAUACUUAAGUGGUGACGCACUUUUUACAAUAAGACAGUCAUUGAGGGUUUUUGACAAAGAUGAAAUAUUGUGGGAUUUUUUUAACAUCUAAAUAGCCUGUUGUCAUGAUAAUAUUUCUUGUAUAUAUAUAUAAUUUUUUUCUUGUGUUUGUGUCUGUUUAUUUAGACUUCACCGGCAUUCCUUUUACUUCAGAUUGUGUGUUCUUUUUUUAAUCUAUCUUUUCUCUUUCGUUAAGAAUUGUGUUUAAACAGAAUGCUUAUUUUAUGGCAAGAUAGUAAAAUUUCUUGUGAUUGGGGUUCAGAUAAUUUUUACUUGUGUUUCUUCAAUAAUAUGGUCUCUUUACAGGAAUCAUAUUUCAUAAUUCAUAGUCAAUGAUUUAUCAAGUAUUCCUACAUAAAUAUUUAUAUAUAUUUUGAAUUCAUGAACAUAUAUCAAUUUUCAUUGUAUAUGAAGACGUUUAUGUUGUACUAAUGAACAUCAAUGUUAUAUAAUCAGAAAAUAGUGUUAGCAGAUAGGAAAUAAUUUUAAAAUUUGUGUAAUGAUUCAGGUCGCAAAGGUAUUAUUAUUUAAUUGCUUUCACUGGAAAUUACUAUAAUAUGUUAAAAGAAUUCUUUAAUUGAUAUCAAAAUUUAAGCUUAAUUUUAAUAUCAUGUUAUAUGUUUUAUGAUGUGUAUAUUUUUAUAAUGAGAAAUGCGUUCCAUUCAGAGGUUUGUCUUUGUGAAAUUAUUCUUUGGCAUUAUAAUGAUUUUGUAAAAAUAAACAGGAU